This is a messenger RNA of Macrosiphum euphorbiae (potato aphid), 600 nucleotides long. NCBI's taxonomy places the organism in Eukaryota, Metazoa, Arthropoda, Insecta, Hemiptera, Aphididae. The record is from the annotation of a GenBank genome assembly.
AUGUUCGCCCUGCCGUCGGGCUACGUGGCCGCGCAAGAAGCGGGAAAAACGUUCGCCGCCGACUACUACGGCCGGCUGAACGCGUCCGCCGAAUCGGUGGUCGACAUGUUCAGCCAGCGGUCGCGGUACUACUCGAUGGACUCGUUGAACGGUCGGCCGGCGGUCGGUCGGUCCGACAUCGUCAGGGAGGUGCGCCGGUUUCUGGGCACGUACAGCGGCGGCCGCCGUUCCGUGUGCGUCCUGUCGGUGGACGCGCAGAUCGACGCCGACGGCCAUGGCGGACGGCCGACCGGGAAGAACUUCGGCCGCUACGACAGCGACGACUGCAGCGACAACGGCUCCGACCUCGACGAACCGUCGCUGGCCGUGUUCGUGCGCGCCGAGUGGACGGAUAUGGCGCGCCGGACGUUGGCGCCGAUGCCGUUCGUCCAGACGUUCCGCGUCCGGUGUCUGCGGGCCGCCGUCCACGGUUACCGGUUCAAGAUCGACAUCACAGUGGUCAAGACGAUGGUGGCCAUCAUCGAUGGUGGAAUCCAACCGCCGUUGCAGGGGCGCCAUCGACGGGCGGACGCCGCCGACCACAACCACGGUAACGUAUGA